AUGUCAGGGGGAGUUGGGCCAACAUGCGGCGACAUAAGCCUUCCCAAAGAAGAAGAAGAACAUCACUUGGAUGUUACCGCCGGAAAACCACAGAAAAAGAGCGCCCACCGAGGAUUUCUGAGGUUCAGACAGCUCAACGCACUCGCUGUCAUCAUCAUCUUCUCUGCUAGCGGAAUGGUAAGCGUCCAAGACUUCGGUUUCUCACUUUUCUGUCUCUUGUACGUAUUUUUCCUCUCCAAAUUCGCAUUCCCUUCGCUGAGUCCCUCCGCCGAACCCCCUGUCUUUGGCGAAAAGAAUAAGCUUCUGUUUCUCUACUCCUUUCUCGGAGCAUUAAUUGGGCUCUUCCUCCCAAUUGCCUACAUCUUUGAAGGGAUCCUUGAAGACGACAAGAAAGGCAUCAAAGCAUCCGCUCCCCACGUUUUCCUGCUAUCUUGCCAAGUUUUCAUGGAAGGAUUGACGUCCUCCGGCGGAUUCUCCGUCCCAAUUCAGGUGUUUGUGCCGGUGUUCUAUAACACCAGGAGGAUAUUUACGAUUGUGGACUGGUUGAGGAGUGAGAUUGCCAAGGUAGACCAGGAGGAGAGUGGGUCUACGAGGAGAAUGUACGUGGGAAAUGGACUCGCGGUUGCUAAUCUGGCGUUCUGGUGCUUCAAUCUGUUUGGCUUUGUGGUGCCUGUUUAUCUCCCCAGAGCUUUUAAGGCCUAUUAUGGGUACAAGGUGAAGGCUUGA
Molecule: messenger RNA, 726 nt
Organism: Nelumbo nucifera (sacred lotus)
Lineage: Eukaryota; Viridiplantae; Streptophyta; Magnoliopsida; Proteales; Nelumbonaceae
Source: RefSeq, a predicted model, not a curated record